Molecule: messenger RNA, 708 nt
Organism: Gigantopelta aegis
Lineage: Eukaryota; Metazoa; Mollusca; Gastropoda; Neomphalida; Peltospiridae
Product: NADH dehydrogenase [ubiquinone] 1 beta subcomplex subunit 10-like
Exons: 4
Coding region: 72-557 (161 amino acids)
Source: RefSeq, a predicted model, not a curated record
ACGACCUUGACAUUUUGUAUGGACCACAGGAUUGAUUCACCUUCAUAGUUUUGCAAAUAAUUUUAAGUAGCAUGGCAUCAGAUAGUGGCGAUGAUAACGAAGGACAUAGAUAUGAAAAAUUAGCGCUUGCACUUUUUAAGGUGCUUGAUGGUCCAGUAACUGCAUUACGAGAAAAGUUUGUGGAGCCUAUUCAGAGCCGAAACAAGUACCCUUACUACCAUCGCCGUUUCCGACGAGUGCCAACCAUUGAUGAAUGUGAAUUUAAUGAUGCUGUCUGCAUCUACGAAGCGGAGUCACAGUACAGGAGAGACAAAAUGGUAGACGAGCAAAUUGUGAAAAUUCUACGAAACCGGAAAAAUGAAUGCAAGUUUUGGGAAGGUCCAGAUGCUAAAGUGAAGUGCAGGAAGGUUUCAGAAGACUAUGACAAAGCAGCUACCAACUGGUUUAUAAAAUAUGGUGACAUCGGAGCCAAUGCUAACGUCAUUAGCGCUUACAUGAAACAGAAACAUCGUCUUAUCUGGGAGAGACGAAACCCAGAGUCCAUAAUGAGGUCAUGAGAUGGGGAUGUGCUUAGUGCUUGUUUCGUUUGUGUUUGUGGAAUUAUUACUAGACUUUAGUGUUGACUUUAAUCAAGAACUGACACACAAAGUUAUAUCUCUCAUUAUGACUGUGCUCGUGAAAUAAAUUGUUUACUUUUGUCGACUGGGA